CUUAAGUAGUUUCCAUGUUGAGACGGGCGAGUAUUUGUGGUAGUGUUUAUAAUGCAUUUAUUAUUCAACAACUGAUAAGAUUAACUUAAGAUUUAAACGUGGGUACAAUUUCAUUUGUUUACAUUUUAGGUACGUUGCUAACUUUCUUACUGUCAACAGCCUCUGUGAAUUUUUGUCAUGUUUUUCGUGGGAUGUUGUGUUUUUCAUCAGUGAAAUGGAAUCAGUCAACAUUGUGAGAGUGUCGUGGGACUGUGUUCUUACUUUUCUUAAAACUGCAUCCCCGUAAGCCUGCUGGAAAACUUUCUUUGCUAUGGAAUCUAUUGGGAAGUUUGAGUUCAGUAGGAAAGACCUUAUUGGUCAUGGAGCCUUUGCUGUCGUGUUCAAAGGCAGACACAGACAGCGUCAUUGGGAAGUUGCCAUAAAGUGCAUCAACAAGAAAAACCUGGCCAAGUCACAGUCACUGCUUGGUAAAGAGAUCAAAAUACUAAAGGAGCUUAAACAUGACAAUAUUGUUCGGCUAUUUGAAUAUCAGGAGAUUGGAGGCUGUGUCUAUCUAGUUAUGGAGUACUGUAAUGGAGGAGACCUCGCUGAGUACCUUCACUCAAAGGGCACCCUAAGUGAGGACACAAUCCGCAUUUUUCUUCAGCAAAUAGUUCAAGCCAUGAAAGUCCUACAGGGUCAAGGCAUUCUGCACAGAGACCUCAAACCUCAAAACAUUUUGUUGUGCCAUGGUGAAAGACGAAGAGCAAGCUCUCUCAACACAUGCAUAAAAAUAGCUGACUUUGGGUUUGCUAGGCACCUCCAGACAAACACUAUGGCGGCCACUUUGUGUGGCUCUCCUAUGUACAUGGCGCCAGAAGUCCUCAUGUCCCAGAACUAUGAUGCAAAAGCAGAUCUGUGGAGUAUUGGGACCAUUGUUUACCAGUGUCUGACGGGAAAGGCCCCAUUUUAUGCCAGCACACCACAGGAGCUCCGUCUUUUUUAUGAAACCAACAGGACCCUCUUGCCCAGUAUACCAAAGGAGACCUCUAGUAAUCUACGACAUCUCUUGCUGGGACUGUUGCAGAGAAAUCCUAAAGACCGGAUAACUUUUGAUGAAUUUUUCCACCAUCCUUUCAUGAAAAUGGACUCAUCAUCCAGAAAAAGUGCGCCAACAGUGUUGUCAUGCCCAAGCAGUGGCUCCUCUAAUUGUGGCUCCUUAGCCUCGCAUCCUGCCUCCUCUCCAGAUUCUUCAGGAUUUCCAUUAACAGAAGGAGCUGAAGAUCAUAGGAAUGUCUCAUCCUUCACAGACGAAUAUGUCAUGGUGCCUACCCAAUCUCCCAGUGAAUACACAAGUGAUGCAGAAUCAGAGUCACCUAUUGCGAGUUGUCUGAUCAACAGUGGAGGCUCCUUGGUGUUAGAAGUCAAUAAAACAACAGUAGGCAUGACACCACCACACUCUCCUCUCCUUUCCCAUCCUUGUACUUCUGACAGCAAAGCUCUAACAGCCUCUUCUUGCAAGGGCAACCGUUCCUUGCCCAUUCCUGUGCCUACUCAGAUCCACAAUUAUCAGCGAAUGGAACAGAAUCUGCAGCCGGCAGGUUUGCAUGGCUCUACCAGAGUCAAGCUUUGUUGUGCUAAAAAUAGCAGUCUACCUUCAGAGUUCGCCACAGGAGGGGCAAGGCCACAGCAAUCGUCUCCUGAAAGUGGAGCUACACCACAGGUCCCUGAGCCGACAUUACCACUCGGCACCAGGACAUUAUUGCUAACUGAUAUAAAAGAUGGUCUACUGGGGGUCCCCAGUAACUUGCACAAAAGGAGAAGAACAGUUGGGGAUUUGCCAUCUCUUCGCCAGUUUGUUCCCUAUAAUAGCAGCAAAGGUCAUAUUAAAAGAGCAAUAAGCACUACCAGAUUGUCUGAUAUGCUUCUGAAAGCAGCAUAUGAAGCUACUGUUUUGGAUGGAGGAUCACAGGAGAGCCUGUGUGAGACAGAUAUGGAUGGCUCCCCUGUAACUGUGUUCACAAUAGAGUCCCCAAGACGAGGAAGUGUUCCAGCAGACACAAGGAUGCUACCUGCUGGCUCACCCAAUUAUAAGAGCUCUCCCUGGAUCAGCAGUCGCCCCCUUCAGAGAGGAAAUCAUAAAAACAGUGAAACUGAAGCUAUGGAUGACAGUCCUCUGACCAAUGUGGUGUUUCAUCCUCCACAGCUUCCUGAAGAUACACUGAUGGAGCAAUCUCAUACAGAUUCGCUGAAUAAUCUACGUUUUACUCUGGCUUUUGUUCACUGCAUUAUGGAGUUAGCAAUGUCAAAAGAUCCAAGUCUGAAUACCACCAGCAGCCCUGAUGUUUCCUUUUUGGAACAAAGCAUGUUGACCGAUCAAAUCAGCCUUUUAAGUCGAGAGUGGAGUUAUGCCAGUCAAUUAGUGCUAUACAUGAAGGCUGAAGAUUUUCUUUCCUCAUCCUUACAUUCUGCCAAAGAAGAUAUCAAACAAGGCCAACUCCUCCCCUCUGCAACAGUAAAACAAGUAAUUCGGAGACUUAAUGACAUGUACAAGUGCUGUGUGUCCAACUGUCGCUCACUCAAUGAUCAACUGCAAAACUUCCUUCUUGACAAACAGAAGCUCAUUGAUCGCUUCAAUGGAUUAACAGCAGAGAAGAUCAUUUAUAGCCACACAGUUCACAUGGUGCAGUCUGCUGCCCUUGAUGAAAUGUUUCAUUAUGGGCUAGCUUCGAUACAGAGAUACCAUAAGGCCCUUGUUCUUAUGGAGGGCCUGUCAAGAAUCCUCACAGAAAAAAAUGACAUUGACAGUGUUGAGAAAUGUAAACAGUGCAUUGAGAGGCGGCUGUCAGCUCUUCACACCUUCUGAUGUUCUAUGUGUAUGUCCAGAAAUAUUUACCUUUUUCUGUCCUUUUGCUGAUUGAAGCACUUUAUUACAGGAGCUGACCACAUGUAGCAUCUGUUUAUUUCCCUUUUUAUGGCUUUUGAUUUAUAUUUUAUUAUGCUGGACAUACUUGAACUCAGCUGGUGUAGCCUAAUUAUUUAAUUACUAAAUAUGAAUCAGGUUAAUUAUUGUGCUAGAUUUGUGUUUAGCAUUUUGCACAGGCAUACAUCUGAGAAAGUUUUCAAUGGGGUUUACUUGAAACAAAAAUGUUUAUUGUACAGUAUUUAUUUUUAACUGAAUUGAGCAGUGGAAUUGUACUUGAUUGUGUGAUUGACUGUGUGUGUUGUCACAUUCAAAGUUUGGUAAAAUUCAGGUUAACACUGACUCGGGUGGUGUGCUGUUAUAGUUUUGUUUUUUGUUUUUCUUACUCUGAAAAAAAUACGGUGUAUGUGUGUGAAAAUAAACACUUUACCCAUA
Molecule: messenger RNA, 3337 nt
Organism: Boleophthalmus pectinirostris (great blue-spotted mudskipper)
Lineage: Eukaryota; Metazoa; Chordata; Actinopteri; Gobiiformes; Gobiidae
Gene: ulk1a
Product: unc-51 like autophagy activating kinase 1a
Exons: 27
Coding region: 311-2845 (844 amino acids)
Biological process (GO): axon extension; positive regulation of autophagy; peptidyl-serine phosphorylation
Cellular component (GO): autophagosome; cytoplasm
Molecular function (GO): protein serine/threonine kinase activity; ATP binding
Source: RefSeq, a predicted model, not a curated record